UCUGCACACCCGGACUGCACUGACACCCUCCUGUUUCCAGCUCCUGCUUUCAAAGUACAGAGGAGAACUCCUGCUGCCAGGAAAAAGUGAUCUACAAAAUAGACUUGGACGAGACUCAAGUGAGGCGUGAUCUUGUCAGUGCACUUCUUGUAGGGUGGCCCGCAGUCGCAGUUUUGCUUGCUUUCAGAAUCGGAGGCGCACUUGCUGGUGCAGUCGCAGCUGCACACGGAUGUACAAUCGGAGGUGGAUUUGGAUUGAUUGGCGCAGACAUGACCAUCAGUUGCAGUUUAACAGGCAUACUUGGAGGCGCAGUCGGAGGCAUAGUUGGAUGCAUACUGACACACACAGUGACGCAUUCUACCACGGUCGGAGGCGCAGUCGGAGGUGCAGUUGGAGGCAUAAUGACACUCGCAUUCACAGCUGCUGGUGCUAGCGUGGUCUGGGGCUUUAUCGGAUUCAUAAUCGGAGGGGCAGUCGGAGGUGCAGUCAGAGGCAUACUGACUCUCACAGUCACAGUUGCAGGUGCUUCUGUGGUCGGAGGUGCAAUCGGAUUCAUAUUCGGAGGUGCAGUCGGAGGCAUACUGACACUCACAGUCAUAGCUGCAAGUGCUGCUGCGGUCGGAGGCGCAAUCGGACACAGAUUCGGAGGCACAGUCGGAGGCACAGUCGGAGGCGCAUUCGGAAGAGCAGUCGGAGGCGCAGUCGGACACUCAGUCAGAGGGGCAGUCGAAGGCGCAGUCAGAGGCAUACUCACACUCACAGUCACAGUUGCAUGUGCUGCUGUGGUCGGAGGUGCAAUCGGAUUCAUAUUUGGAAGUGCAGUCAGAGGCAUACUCACACUCACAGUCACAGUUGCUGCUGCCAUCGGAGGCAUAAUCGCCUACAGAUACGGAGGUGCAGUUGGAGGUGCAGUCGGAGGUGCAGUCGGAGGUGCAGUUGGAGACAUACUGACACUCACAUCUGCAGGUGCUGCUGCUGUCGGAGGAAGAGCAUUGGCACUCAUAGACCCAGGUGCAGUGGCACUCAGAGACACACUGAGAGACACGGAUGCAGUCAAAUUCUCAUUCAGACUUGUGCUAGGUGGAGUCACAUUCCUAGCUGCAGCAGCUUUGUUUCUUUACGUUAUCUUCAGUGAGGAUGAGCAGGAAGAGGAACUGAGAGAAAUGGAGGAGAGACGGAUGAAGUGGGCGAUGGAGAAUUGGCUCAGAGUGAUAGAGGAGAUACUGAAGAAAGAGAUGGAGGAGAAACUGACAAAGAUGAAGUGGUGGAGGAAGAUAGAGAUGAAGAGUAAACUUAGGAAAGAAAUUGAGGAGAAACUGAGUGAGAUCAAGAAGACGCUGGAGGUGGAGAUAGAGAAGACACCGAGUGAGAUAAAGGCAACAUGGAAGAAGAUGGAGAAGAAACUGAGGCAGCUGAAGGAGAAACGGAUGAGGAAGCUGGAGGAGGAACUGAAGAGUAUGGACCCUGAAGAGGCCUGCAGAAGAAUCAAGUUACUGAAGGACUUUGUACAGAUGUAUGAAAAGGAGAAGCAGGAAACUGAAGAACUCCUCAGAGAACUCAAUGGGAUUGCUGAUGGGCUGGACAAAGUGGACAGGGACUGUACCAUCGCUAGGACUGCAGGGAGCUCUGCUGGUGUAGUCGGGGGGGUCCUGACCAUUGUGGGGAUAGGCCUGGCUCCUGUUACUUUUGGAGCUUCCCUUGGACUGUCAAUUGCAGGCACUGUGACUGCUGUAGCUGGCACAGUCACCAGUGGUGGCGCACAAAUAGGAAAGCAUGUACAGGAUGGCAAGGCUAACAAGAGAGUAACGGAAAUACUGGAAAUAAUUCACACUAAAAACAUAGCACUUAGUAAAUUGUGCAAAAUUGCACUCCCACAAUGUAACUGGAAUAUAGAGGACGCUGCUUUAACAGGCAUUGUUAAAACACGUCUUUCUGAUGCUGCUGCUGCUGCAGGCCUGAUUGAUGCUGCUGUUGUUGCUGCUGCAGGUGCUGUUAUUGAUGUUGCUAUAAGUCUUGAUGCUGUUGCUGGUGUAACCCCAAACCCAAGUGAUGAUGGUGCUGGUGGUGUUGCUGCUGUUGGUGCUUCUGUUGUUAAUAGUGGUCGUGUUCUUGCAGGCCUGGUUGAUGAUGCUGCUGCUGCUGCUGCUGCUGGCCGUGUUGCUUCAGCCCUGGUUGAUGAUGCUGCUUCUGUGGCGCUCAAAAGUACAGGCAGAGUAGUCGGAGGUGUUGCUGCUGGAGUGUUUGUAGUUUGGGAUGCCGUGCAGAUUGCUUUAAAUGCCAAAAAACUUCAUGAAGGGAGUCCAACUGAAAGAGCACAAGAGAUUCGCAAGCUGGUGGAAACUGAAGAAUUAGAACUAGCAAAACUGGAGGAGGUCAAUUGUGACAUAAAGAACAUUUUGUAACCUGUGAGUCAGCACAGGGCUAUGGAGGAAGGUGCACCAGAAGAGAUUGUUCUUCCUGUCAGAUCUGCAGCUGCUACUAUAUCAACAGUUUUGUGUUUGCUGCCUGCUCCAGGUUAUCAUAAUUAUAAAUCACAGAAACCAACCAAUCACAGAGCAGUAUUUCCAAACAUUCCUAUACCCCUUGUUAUCUUGUGUAUAAAUAUAUAAAAAAAGAGAAAAGAAAAUGAAGAAAGAAGAAAAAGUAAAAAAGAAAAGAAAAAUAAAUAAAUAAAUAAAUAUCAUCCCGUGCAUAGGCCCUAACCCUAAAAAUCUCCUCCCUAUACAAUAACAAUAAUACACCAGAUUAAAGUGACUGUUUCCACUCUACACAGUUUCUGAAUGACGCUUCAGGAUACCUAAUGCUAGCAUGUAGAUAGAGUCGCCCCCGCGGUCACACAGCACAGAUCGGCUGCUGUACUGUAGGUCAGUUACAGUCUAUCCUCGACCACCCUGGACAGAAUUAUUUUAAUAUAUUGCAUUUUAUCAGCCUGUAAUCAAUGUAAUCAUUUUAUCAGCCUCUAAUCAAUGUAGUCAUGUUAUCAGCCUGUAAUCAAUGUAUUCAUUCUUAACAUUAUAAAAAUUAUAAAAUUAUAUAUUAAAUCUAGAGCUCUCACACAGACCUCUAGUGGCCAGAAUAGAAACUGCAGCUCCAAUUCACCACCAGUGAAGUCAUCAAUGACAUCACCAUCACAGAGAAAAGCACAGAUACAACUCUGAUACAUCCAUUAUCUGUAACGCAUAGCUUAAUCCUAUAGAAAGUUGCAGUGAGCUGGGGCCUAAACCAGCAGACAUAGGGCGCAAGGCGAGACUACACCCUGGACAGGAUGCCAGUCCAUCACAGGGCAAAUAAGGGCCAAUUUAGAGAGGCCAAUCCCCCUAGCCAGCAUGUCUUUGGACUGUGGGAGGAAACCAGAGUACCCUGAGAAAACCCACGCAAACUCCACUCAGACAGACCCCUGAGUCCGGAAUCGAACCCAGGAGCUGUGAGGCAGCAGCGCUAACCACCACGCCAAUGUGCCGCCCUUUAAGUCUGAUACACUCCAGCUAUAUCUAAUCUAUGUAGAGUUCUCACAGAGACCUCAAGUGGCCUGGAUAGAAACUUCAGCUCCUAUUCACCACCAGUGAAGUCAUCAAUGACAUCAUUAUCACAGAUAAAAGCACAGCUUUUCCAUGAGUUCUUACAGAUACAGACUGCACUCUGAUACACUAGUCCUGCUAUAUAUUAAACUAGCUGAAGUACCUGCCGUUGCCCGGGGAAAUUCAAUAUUUCAAGCAUGAUAAAUUGGGGAACGAUAGCCUUAUGGUUUCCUAUAAGUUAUCAAUCUUGGGUAUUGCACAAUGCGCUCGGACCCCUUUCCCUUUUUUUAACUUUCUUUUUUUAAAUUUUGGUAUUGUGGGGUUUCUUUAAUUUGAGAUACAUGGCUACUGCAGUAAUCCAGCAAUUGGUUUACUAAAUAAAGUACCCCGGGGGUAAACAUUUUGGAUCCAAACACAGCCCUCGACCUUCCCCUAGAUGAAAGAGGAGGCCGUGCAAAGUUUGGUUGCACUGGCUCCAGCAGGGUCCGAAUGCAGAAAGGAACAGACAGACAGACAGACAGACAGACAAACUUCUUUAUAUAUUAAGAAAGAUAUAUAGAGCUCUCACAGAGACCUCUAGUGGCCAGGAUAAAACUGCAGUUCCUAUUCACCACCAGUGAAGUCAUAUAAAAAAAGACACAAACACACCAAUGAAUUCUCUCUGGUAUUUUGCCACAUCGCUGUUAAAAUGUAAUAACCUGGCAGCAGUGUGGAGCGGUGGUGGUUAUAAUCAGUUAUAAAAAAAAGUAAUAUACUGUAGAAUAUACUUGUUAUCAAAAUAGUCUGGUUUCAGUAUACUAUUACAAUAGUACCACUAGUAUUAUCCUAUAUUAUAUUGGUGCAAGUAUACUUAUUAUCAAAAUAGUCUGGUUUCAGUAUACUAUUACAGUAGUACCAUUUAAGGUAUCCAUUUUAGGACAUCCUCAGAAUUCACCCCUCCUUGAGUCGAUCCUCACCCCUACUCGACUAAAUCGUCAGACAUUAGACCUCAACCCUCCUCGAGUCAAUCCUCACCGCUCCUUGACUCAAUCAUUUGACAUCAGACCUCACCCCCUCUCGAGUCAAUCCUCACCCCUCCUAAAGUCAAUCGUCAGACAUCAGACCACACCCCUCCUCGAGUCAAUCCUCAUCCCUCCUAAAGUCAAUCGUCAGACAUCAGACCACACCCCUCCUCGAGUCAAUCCUCAACCCUCCUCGACUCAAUUGUCAGGCAUGAGACCUCACCCCUUCUCAAGUCAAUCCUCAACUCUCCUCGAGUCAAUCCUCGUCCCUCCUCAAGUCACUCGUCAGACAUCAGACCUCACCCUUCCCCGAGUCAAUCUUCAACCCUGCUCGAGUCAAUCCUCAUCCCUCCUCAAGUCAAUCGUCAGACAUCAGACCUCACCCCUCCUCGAGUUAAUCCUCAACCCUUCUCGAGUCAAUCCUCACUCCUCCUCGAAUCAAUCGUCAAUCCUCACCCCUCCUUGAGUUAAUAGUCAGACAUCAGACCUCACCACUCCUCGAGUCAAUCCUCAUCCCUCCUCAAAUCACUCUUCAGACAUCAGACCUCACCCCUCCUCGAGUCAAUCCUCACCCCUCCUCGAGUCAAUCCUCACCCCUCUUUGAGUCAAUCCUCACCCCUCCUUGUCAAUCCUCACCCCUCCUUGAGUCAAUGCUCAACCCUCUUCGAGUCAAUCCUCACCCCUCCUUGUCAAUCCUCACCCCUCCUUGAGUCAAUGCUCAACCCUCCUCGAGUCAAUCCUCACCCCUCCUUGAGUCAGUCCUCACCCCUCCUUGAGUCAAUACUCGCCCCUCCUCGAGUCAAUCAUCAGACACCAGACCUCACCCCUCCUCGAGUCAAUCCUCAACCCUCCUCGAGUCAAUCAUCAGACAUCAGACCUAACCCCUCCUUGAGUCAAUCCUCACCCCUCCUUGAAUCAAUCCUCACCCCUCCUUGAGUCAAUCCUCACCCCUCCUUGUGUCAAUCCUCACCCCUCCUUGUGUCAAUCCUCACCCCUCCUCAACUCAAUUCUCAGGCAUCAGGCCGAUUUUUUAAAUUUUUUUUUCGUGGAGAGUGAGGUGUUGAACAGAGUCGUCUGAUUCAUCCAAUAAAACAAGAACAAAACAACUUUCGGUGCUUCCAUUGGAUGACACAGAUGUCAUUGCAGCUGCUGAUUGGUGGAUGCAUUUUUACCUUUAUUUAGCAUGUAAUAUGUAUACUGUAAGUAUUUUAAAAAAAAUACUUUAAAAGUUACAAUGUGCAAUUUAAUUAUUUGAAUUAGUUUGGAUUUAAAUUAUAAGGCAAAUCAUCUCAGCAUACAUGUUGUUUUUUUCCGAUAUAUUUCUUAUUUAAUUAAAUUUUGUUAUGCAAUUGAAAAAUCCCACUUGCAGGAAUUAUUCCCCAGGACAAAUCUACUGCAGUUUAAUAAUAAUAGGACACUUUAUCCUAUCAAAGUAGUGGAAAUUGGUCUGGGGACUUGAUUUUAUGUGCUGGGACAAAAGCCUUGGAACCGUUCAAUAAUGCAAUAGACCUGGUAUGUGUAAUUUAGUUCCCUUUCAAUUGAAAGAUGACCGCCAAAUUUAAUACUUUUGGGAUAUGCCUUGUCAGGUAUUCGCUGAGCAUUUUAUAUCAAAGUAUGCCGAUAGGCCCCUCAGCAGAGUGACGUCCUCGGUCCCGCCUCACUGAGGUAAUAAAUACUUACUGAGCGGAGAUCUCAGUCUUUUUUGCCUUUCACUGACAGGUAGGUAAAGUGGUGAGUAACCCUUUUUUCUAGUUGUGAUUGACUCUUUAGAGCUCCUUCUAGUUUUUAUGAGACCCCUUGCAAUUAUUUGCUGGAAGUAGGCUUGCCAUUUCCCCGGAAUCAGAAACUCGGCAACUGAAGGCUGAG
Molecule: messenger RNA, 6385 nt
Organism: Acipenser ruthenus (sterlet)
Lineage: Eukaryota; Metazoa; Chordata; Actinopteri; Acipenseriformes; Acipenseridae
Exons: 5
Coding region: 270-2402 (710 amino acids)
Biological process (GO): lipoprotein metabolic process; lipid transport
Cellular component (GO): extracellular region; membrane
Molecular function (GO): lipid binding
Source: RefSeq, a predicted model, not a curated record